Molecule: messenger RNA, 834 nt
Organism: Plasmodium vivax (malaria parasite P. vivax)
Lineage: Eukaryota; Apicomplexa; Aconoidasida; Haemosporida; Plasmodiidae
Exons: 1
Coding region: 97-525 (142 amino acids)
Biological process (GO): mRNA splicing, via spliceosome
Cellular component (GO): U5 snRNP; spliceosomal complex; U4/U6 x U5 tri-snRNP complex
Source: RefSeq, a predicted model, not a curated record
AGCAACAUAGCAGCGCUGUGGAAAAUUCUACCCCCCUCGCUCGCAAUUGCCUCGAACUGCUUGCCAGCCCGUGUACCCACUUUCUCCGCCGCCAAAAUGUCGUUCAUGCUGCAGCACUUAAACAGCGGCUGGGCCGUUGACCAGGCGAUAAUAAACGAGGAAGAAAGGCUCGUUUGCAUCCGCUUCGGCCAUGAUUACGAUCCCGACUGCAUGAAAAUGGAUGAAUUACUAUACAAAGUUGCUGAAGAUAUAAAAAAUUUCUGCGUAAUAUAUUUGGUAGAUAUAACUGAGGUACCCGAAUUUAACACCAUGUACGAGCUGUAUGACCCAGUUUCCGUCAUGUUCUUUUAUCGCAACAAACAUAUGAUGAUAGAUUUAGGCACAGGGAACAACAACAAAAUUAACUGGCCCAUGAAUAAUAAGCAGGAGUUUAUUGACAUCGUUGAAACCAUUUUUAGGGGUGCAAGAAAGGGAAGAGGGUUGGUUAUAUCGCCCAAGGAUUACUCGACCAAGUAUAAGUACUAAAUUGGGUGGAAAAAAAAAAAAAAAAAUAAUGCAUGUGUUUGUGGAAAAUGGGGAGGUAGGAAGAUCAGGCAAAGGAAUUCCCCCCCAAUUGCACUUCCUCUUUUUUUUUUUUUUUUUAAAGUAAAAUAUACACACUAUACCGCGUGCGGUGAGUGUGUUGCGUAGUUCUUUUCUCCAGCUUCCUAGGGCAUAAAAAGUCGAUGGUGACAUUAGUGCUCCUGUGAGUGCAGCCCAUUUUGUUAGGACUGAUACCUCCCCGCAUGUGUAGACUCACGUGUGCGUAUUUACUCAUUGCGCGCGCCAUUUAGC